AUGUCGCACAAGGCCCCGUCACCGUCGCCAUCGACGUCUUCGAGCAGCGAAGAAUCCAGCUUCUCGUCGUCUUCGUCUUCCCAUCUUAAUUCGCCAUCCUUACUUACUGCCGACCUCGGGAUGGGCUUGGACCCAGCGGACGCCUUGGAAUUGCUCCUGAAGAGUGCAGGGCAGAGCGACUCGUCUGGCCAUCUUCCCGACUGGUCAGAACUAUCAUCGCUAUGGAAUGGAUCAGAACAACUAGUCAAUCCAUAUUCUGGCGUCAUGGAUUUCGCUUCUAAUAUGUCCAUCGACCCCAGUGCACUACAUUAUAACCCUGCAGCUGCGUCUUUGGGAGCCAUGUCUCCUGAGCAACACUACCCAUUCACGUAUCACGAAUCCCAUUUUCCGUACCCCUUCAAUGGAGAUAUGUUGUCGACAUUCGCAGAUUCGCUGACCGUCCCUCAGCCACGUCGGCUCAGCGUGACUUCAUCAUCUUCAUCGUCUGGCGCUUCCCUAUCACCCGUCCUGGAGCACUCGACUGCUGUUGUGCCGGAACGGGAACCACCAAGCACACCGCUUUCGGGGCCCGCAUCAGCAGCGGAUGAGCUUGCUCAGUUAGUCAGGAUUACAUCAGGUGUCCUGCAUGCUGUACCGGUAGGUUCGCAGAUAGGCGGUCAUGGACUCUCUCUGACAGUCCCGACUCCGGAAUCGCAAGAGAAGGCCAUCCCAAUUUUACCUCGGCCUACGAUGUCGACUUCAUCGUCACCGUCGCCUGCCCAAACAUCCAGCAGUAGUGAAUCCGUAGUACAAGUCAGCGCGAGCGGUCGCCCGAAGACAAGUCACACCACAAUCGAGAGACGCUACCGGACGAAUCUGAAUGCUCGCAUCCAGAGCUUACGAAUGGCUGUGCCAGCCCUUCGAGUCCUGGAUCGCAAGAAUGGCAAGAAUGCGAAGAACUCUAAGCAAGUAGAGAAAGCCACGGAUAUAGAUAAAACAGAAGAUGAUAUUAUCGAUGAACGUGGAUUUGUUGACGGUGUCAGAGUAGCGAGGAAGUGCAGCAAAGCUAACGUUCUUGGUAAGGCCGUGGAAUACAUUCGCGUUUUGAAGAAGCGUGAGAAGCGCCUCAAGAACGAACAAGAUGGUCUCAAAUCGCUUUUGUCGGGUCUUGUAGGGGGGCCGGACCUCCUACGUGAAUGGGAACGCGUGUGGACAGCAAAGUUUGGCGGCCCUGAAAAGGAUGAACUAGUCGAAAGUGAAUUGGUCGUUCGGGUUACGAGCCGUGAUGCUGCCAACAAGCCGGGCGAUUUCGAUGGAAGUGAUGGUGAAGACGAUGAUGAUGACGAGGGCGACGAUGAUGGUAGUGAUGAGGAAGGCGGUAGGAAGAGGAAGAAGGUUAAGACGAGUCCCGCCCCGAAACCCGCCUCGAAGGAGAAGAUUGUGAAGAUUCAACCGCGGCCGGGUGCUGCAGCAUCGCCGACAACCGUGCUAGUGCCUGGUGCUCUUCCUGAAAAGAGAAAGCGUGGUAGGCCAAGAAAGAAUCCUCUCCCGCCAGCAGCGCCGACCCCGAUGCCUAUCGUCGCUCACCCAGUGACCAUGGUCCAUACGUCACCAUCCACAAGCACCAGUUCAUCACCGAUGAAGGUGGAGGACAUUGUCAUGCAACCCCCCACAGACGAUAACGGCAAUCGGAAAAUUAACCAUCCUCAACAAUACCUCCUUGCGACUUUCGCGUUAUUCUCAUUUUUCAAUUCCCCGCUAACAUCGACAUCACCUUCGUCCGAUUCUGGUCAAUAUACUGAGCAUGGGCACGUACUGAAUCCUCUACCGAACAGCUCGUACGCAAACGCUGCGUAUGUCGCACAGUCUGAGUGGGGAUGGCAGGAAGUCAUCCAGUCGUUCCAUCUCCUUGUCUCCGCCCUUGUCUUCGCUUCGGUCGUAUUACCUUGGGUGCCGUGGAAACCCCGGCGUGCUGUAAACAAACUCAACACCGUCCUCCAUAAAGUCGGCCUGGUCUCGAAGUCUGGCGUAGUCCCUGAGCAACCCCAAGUUACUCUGACGCUUGCUGAAGCACUUGCCCCAGCCAGGCGAGGAACACCGAAUGAAGCAGACGGGUUGAGGAAUGCUUUGAACGCUGCAAAGGCGGGAUCCUCUUCUCUGAGGAUGUGGAGAAGGGUGAAUGCUGGAAGCGAUAAAGGGAGAGGAUUUGAGAGGAAGGGGUUAGAGCAGAGAGCUUGGGUCAGAUUGGGGGAACUCGCUGUGCUUGGAGGUCCUUCUCAAGUUUCGCUUUACACGCGCAUUCAAACAUACAUCCAAAUGCGUACUUACAUAUCGUGGUUGAGCGCAUCAGCCUCGGACCAUAUAACGCUCGCCCUUCUCGCUCAUGACAUCCCUAUCUUCGGUCGGAAGAACGCUAUCGCGUUGUGGGAAGGCGCGAGGGAGAAAGCAGGUCUCUGCGCUGGUGUCCCUGAUAAGAGGAGAGACAUUGCAAGUGGACUGGUGAAUGAUGGAAAUCGGGGGGUUCGAGAGUAUGAGAAAUUGGUGUUGAGGGAUUUGGAAGUUGGAGAGGCAUCAAAACGGUUGAGGGGCUUGAAUAUUGGGAAAGGGGAGAAGAGGGAGCGGUAUACGCUUACACCGUUGGGUGCCCUAGCUGGGACACUCGUAAAGGAGAGGACCAAGAAGCAUUUGAUGAUGCAAUUCAUCUCGACUGUCGUUCCUCCGUCGUCGUCAUCGACUACAACGCCGGUUCGCGGUGGACAAUAUACCAGCACUGUUGAACCCGGCGACCUCUGGGACGAGGAGACCGCGGUAGCUGAGAAGAGGAAAACUAUUGACGCCGCUCGGAGUCUUGGAGGAAGCUUGGCCGAGCUAGGCGAUAUACUUGAACGCCUACAGGCCAACGGGGAUGGCCUGGAGGCUACCCAUAAUCCUACGAACCAGGAAGACUUCAUCCGAGAAGGCAUCAACGGCGAGAUCCGUUCAUUACUCAACGCUAUCCUCCUCUAUCGAAAGAUCUUCCCAUCAUCCAUUCUCUCGCAUUCGAGGGGUCUUGGGCACCACGACGCUACUUCUAGCGGUGCCCAAAAUUGCUCGGGCGUAUCAAUUUUGUUGAGUCCGCCGCCGAGUCCAAGCCAGAAAGACAUACGUAUUGUGUAUGCUUUGAGGCGGGCCUUGGGCAAUGCGGUCUUCGACUGUAACGUGGAAGACAGACCGAAGGCUGAGGGGUUGGUUGAUUGUGCAGAUGAAAGGAAAGCAUCAAGAUCUGGAUCGGUGUGGCAGGAAGACGGCGUCGUCGCUUUGGCGCUGGAAGAUGCCAGAGACAGAGUUGUUGAUAUGCUCGUCGAGCUGGAGAUGGAAGGCAAUGGCAGAGUGCGAUCAUGA
Molecule: messenger RNA, 3360 nt
Organism: Pleurotus ostreatus (oyster mushroom)
Lineage: Eukaryota; Fungi; Basidiomycota; Agaricomycetes; Agaricales; Pleurotaceae
Exons: 4
Coding region: 1-3360 (1119 amino acids)
Molecular function (GO): protein dimerization activity
Source: RefSeq, a predicted model, not a curated record